Messenger RNA from Sycon ciliatum, 3010 nucleotides. RefSeq lists its product as uncharacterized. The record is from RefSeq and is a predicted model, not a curated record. Bases 336 to 2297 code for a protein of 653 amino acids. The transcript is spliced from 7 exons. Lineage: Eukaryota; Metazoa; Porifera; Calcarea; Leucosolenida; Sycettidae. Gene Ontology annotation, molecular function: protein binding.
CGUCAACGUUCAGUUGCUUGCAACCCCCGCACGGGAACGACAUCUUCAUCGCUCCCCUUUUGCCCUAGCAGUGCACCCAACCAAACCAUUUCGCUGCACUUUCCUUCGCUUUUAGCUGCAUUCUACUACCAGUCAGCAACGAGUAGCUCCGUAUUUCGCAAUAUUCUUUACUUGUCUAUAGUGCAGAAGUCGUGGUGUGCGCGCUUGCCAAAUCCUCCGCAAGAAGUUGUCAUAGUCUUCGCAACAGCGGAACCAAGUUUGAGUCAAGAGCCGUUCGUCGUUGAUAAGUAAUUGUUUUGUCCUGCCGGCUACUUGACGGAAAAGAAAGCAUCAAGAUGCUCCAAACUCUUAGUGUCACGCAUCUUACUAACAUUAGUUCAACUUCAAAUCAAACGAUUCGCCUGCAACAAAGUCACAACAAGUCGCCCUCUGCGAAUGCUUCUCCAGCUCUACAUAGUUCAGGAUUCCAUGGUUCAAGUCCUGGCGGCCUUCAAAUGAAAUUGCCCCAGUUUCCAGACUCUGACGAUGAGAGCUCCGCCACGGAGUUUGCCUGUCCAUCUGGUUUCACCGAGAGGCAUAUUUCAGUAUCACAAACGGGAGAUUCGCCCCGUCCCGAGCUUCUCCGCAGUGCUAAGCGACCAGCUGCGACGCAGUCGCCCGGCGACUCAAGCUUGAGCGACAAGCGGAAGGCCAAUCAUAUCCCGUCUGAAAUCCAGUUGAGCCUUAAACUGCGGGAAGAGGAAAAUGACCGAAAGGAUGAAAAGAUUGUUUCGUUGACAGAGGAAUUGCAAAAGCUCCGCAAUCAAAUGGAUAGCCUGAAGCAGGAGCGAGCGCGAGAGAUCCGUAAGCUCAAAGAGGAGGUCCAGAGUCUGAGAUACGAGAAUGCUCAAGUGAAAGCCUUCAGCGAGGAAGUUGCUGCCCAUCAUGCCAACUCUGCGGCUGAGGACAAAGUGCGGACACUCGAAGCUGAGCUGGCCGUCGUUAAACGCGAGCGGGCCGAGAAGGAGCUGGAGAACCUGCGCCUGCGAUCCAAGGUCGACAAGCUGAAUGACGACUAUGUCCGGCUAUCUGAGGAUCUAAUCAUGGACCCUGCCGACAGUUUCGGGUCCCGGCCAGUAGAGUGCACCUUUCGGCCGAUCUCACCUCCUAUUGAUAACCACCAGUGCUUCAAUCCCACAUACAGUGAAAACUGCUCCGUGUCGAACAGAGAUAUUGCCACAACCGCGGCCAUGUUCUUGAAUACCACCGCCCCCGCCACACCACUCCCGACGGAACUGGAGAAGAAACUCAAGAGUGUGUCGGAUGAGGAGCAGCGCAAGAAGAAAGAUUCCGCCGUCCCAACAUCCGGUCCCUGGUGGGCUAAAGCCCGGGCAAAGAAGCUGAUGAAGUGGGUGGAACAGCCGAGCCUUCCCGGAAACAGCAUGAACCUGUGUGCGGCAACCGAGCAUGUUGGUCGCCUGUACGUCGCGGACACCAUUGUCGGCACCGAGCUUCGUUCGCAUAGCCCAACGCCACUGCCAGAAAUUUCCCUGUACGUUUUGAACGAGAAGGAGAAAAGAUUUGUGAACGUCAAUGUCCCAUCACCGCCCGAUGCCGUGUACCCAACUGGCCUGUUCUCUCACGAAAAUCGCAUGUACAUGGUGACAGCUCAGGAAGGAGGCGAUUCGAUCUGGCGCCUAGAUGUAUCCACGAAGCAGUGGAUCUUCUUGAGUGCCACAAUCGGUGGUGAGACGUCUUGUGCGCCCUGUAUGGUUGGUGAGCAUAUAAUCCUGGCGGGUGGUGACAUGAAGGACGAGACCGGCAGCUGCAGCUCGGUCAAGUCCUUCUCAGUCGCCUCGAUGACAUGGAAUCACGGCUGGCCAGCCAUGAGGAAUCGACGCCAUGCGGCACGCCUGCUCCACGCGAAUGACUGCCUCUACACUGUUGCCGGUGGCACUGGAUCCAAGCUGAUGGGAUUUGACACGAUGCAAACUGUGGAGUGCCUGCCUCUGAAAAAUCUGAUGGGCGGCUGGAUCACCGUCUCGAGUGUGAAAGAGCUGGCGCCUGCUGCUAUGUCGACCGGCUCUAGCCUGCUGCUUGUCGGCGGACUGUAUCGCAAGCCGAUGAUGAAGCGCACUGGGUACGCGGCCACCGUGCGAUUCACCGGCGGCGGACAAGAAGCGGACGAGCUGCCGUCGCUGAAUGUUCCACGCUCGGCGGCCUGCCUGGUCAGCCUUGGCACUCGCCUGUUCUGCAUCGGUGGCUGUGCUGAGAAGGGUUACUGCUCAGUCGUGGAGGAGUUGACCUCUGAGUACUAGCCUGUUCCCGAACUCAUCUACACUUACCGGAUACUAGUAAUCCGUUAGACUGCUCCUGUCGUCUCGCUGAUGGUUACAGAAACUUGAAAUCCCUGCUCCGAAUAGUCGUACCAGAACUACAAGAGCACGUGUUCUUUUUUUUUCAAUUAGUGUGUAUGCGGUCGAGACAAUGCUGUGCAUGUGUGUGUGUAUGUGGGUUGUGUACGCGUUUGUGUGCGUGCGAGGUAGCGCUGUCUUUCCCUAUAGAGCCUGUUCCCUACAGAGCAUGCUUUGUUGAUUGCGGUGAGCAUGUGUGCGGCGUGUUGUGUCUCCUUCAAGAGAAGUUAAAAACCUAGAAUCCCCUUUUCGAAUUUAUCCAGAAAACGCCAAAGAAACCUGUGAAAUGGAAGUGUCUUGUCCACUUAUCUCAUCUGAAAUGAGUACCCAACCCAUUGAGCAACCCCAUCAUUGACCCACAUCCCAUUCGCCUAUAGCCCUUCAAAGAAUAAUAAUAGCUUCUACUUUCACCGAUGGUAUUGUCACCGUUAUAUACACCACUUCUAAGGCAAUGAACCUGCUUAUCCGGUCCACGUCAUACAGAGCUUUUGCACCUUUUUCUGCUUUACCCUUUUUCAGAUUUAGGUCAAAUUGUACAAGUUUUAUAAUGAUUUAUCCUUUCCUAGUCUCAUCGUCAAAAUCAUCCUGAGAAAAAGAACAUGGAGUGUCGAAAUACA